AUGGCGAGUAUGGAGACAGCCGCCGAACACGAGCGUAUCCUCCGGGAAAUCGAGAGCACAGACACCAACUGUAUCGGACCGACCCUCCGGUCUGUGUACGAUGGUCAGGAACAUGGCCUGUUCAUGGAGAAGCUGGAUGUGCGAAUCCGGAACCAUGACCGAGAAAUUGAGAAGAUGUGUAACCAUCACUUCCAGGGGUUUGUCGACUCCAUCACCGAGCUUCUCAAAGUACGAGGAGAGGCGCAGAAACUGAAGAGCCAGGUGAUUGAGACCAACGGGCGUCUUCAGGAUGAUGGCAAAAUGCUCAUUAGCUCCAUGGAGGAGCUGAAACAAUGUCGGGUGCAGCAGAGAAACAUUGCUACUACCAUAGACAAACUGACGCACUGCCUACCAGUCCUGGAGAUGUACAGCAAACUUCAGGAGGAGAUGAAAGCCAAAAGGUACUACCCUGCUUUGCGGAUCUUGGAGAACCUGGAACGGACUUGUCUUCCGAGAGCGGGUCAGUACCGGUUCUGCUCUAUCAUGGCAGAGAACAUCCCCAAACUGAGGACACAAAUCAGGGACACGGCUAUGAUGCAGCUGAGAGACUUCCUGGAGAGCAUCCGGAAACACUCAGACAAGAUAGGAGAGACGGCUAUCAAACAGGCCCAGGUACAGCGCUCACUGGACAGCUCUGUCUCCACACAGCCAAGAAUCAUGACCGGCCGUCGCAGUAGAAAGGAGGCAGCGGCAGCCGGGGUGGGGACGGACAGCAACACACAUGGUGGCAGUCCAGUUUCAGAACAGGACUCUGGCAUUCUGGAUGUGGAGGAUGAAGAGGAGGAUGAGGAAGUGCCAGGAGCUCAGGACCUGGUGGAUUUUUCGCCAGUUUACCGCUGUCUGCAUAUCUACACUGUGCUGGGUUUGCGUGAUGUGUUUGAGAACUACUACAGAAAGCAGAGGAGGAAACAGGCUCGCCUCGUACUGCAGCCACACUCUAACAUGCAUGAAACUUUGGAAGGAUACAGUCGGUACUUCAAUCAGAUAGUUGGGUUCUUUGUUGUGGAGGAUCACAUCCUUCACACCACACAGGGUUUGGUCAACCGAGCAUAUGUAGAGGAGCUGUGGGAAUUGGCACUGUCUAAAAUCGUCGCCGCUCUGAGGACACACUCAUCGUACUGCAAUGACCCUGACCUGGUGCUGGAUCUGAAAAAUCUUAUUGUCCUUUUCGCUGAUACGCUGCAGGGUUUUGGUUUCCCAGUGUCACAGCUGUUUGACAUGCUGCUGGAGAUGAGGGAGCAGUAUGGAGAAAUCCUGCUCAAGAGAUGGAACAUCACCUUCAGGCAGGUGUUGGAUCAGGACAACUACAGUCCAAUUCCAGUUUCAUCAGAAGAGGAGUACAGACUCUACACUUCCCAGUUUCCCCUGCAAGACCCUGAACUAGAAAAGCUACCGUUCCCCAAGAAGCUUCCCUUCUCUGAGUUUGUGCCAAAAGUCUACUGCCAGCUCAAAGAGUUCAUCUAUGCCUGUCUGAAAUACUCUGAAGACCUACAUCUCAGUUCCACAGAAGUAGACGAUAUGAUCCGCAAGUCGACAAAUUUGUUGUUGACCAGAACCCUUAGCCAUUGUCUGCAGUAUGCCAUUAAGAAGAAGAAUGUCGGACUGGCAGAGUUGGUGCAGGUGAUUAUUAACACCACCCACUUGGAGCAGAGCUGCCACUUUCUGGAGGAGUUCAUAUCGAACAUCACCAAUGUUCCUCCUGACACAGUAAAUGCUACUAAACUGUACGGGACAUCCACCUUUAAGGAUGCUCGUCAUGCAGCCGAGGCGGAGAUCUACACCAGUCUGAACACCAAGAUCGACCAGUUCCUGCAGCUGGCUGAUUACAAUUGGGUGGCUGUGGUGCAGGGAGGCGGGACAUUGGCUGCCAGCGACUAUCUAAUUGACCUGAUGGCUUUUCUGAAGAGCACCUUCACUGUCUUCACCAACCUGCCUGGUAACGUGGCCCAGACGGCCUGCAUGUCAGCCUGUAAACACAUCUCCACCUCCCUGAUGCAGCUCCUGCUUGACCCUGAUAUCAGACAGAUUUCCAUUGGAGCGCUACACCAGUUUCACGCUGAUGUCAAGGAGUGCGAGAGUUUUGCCAGAGCCGGCCCGGUCGCAGGCUUCCAGGGUGACACGUUGCUUCUGGCCUUCAGUGACUUGAGACAAUUACUGGACCUGUUCACUCAGUGGGACUGGUCGACAUACCUGGCUGACUACGGUAAACCCACCUGCAGAUACCUGAGAGUCAACCCACACACUGCACUGGCCCUGCUGGAGAAAAUGAGGGAAAUGAGCAGGAAGAACAACGUCUUUGCCCAGUUAAGGAAGACAGACAGAGACAGACAGAAACUCAUCGACACCAUCAUCAAACAGCUUCGCAACCUCAUUGCACAGCACCACACCUAAAGUAAGUCACCUGAUUGGCCAGCAGGCCCAAACCCACCAUCCAGCUGACUGAUAUCCAACCUGAUAAGAAGCAGAUGACAUAGACAUGUUCUACUCUACUGCAACCAUUGGACGACUGAUGCACCUUAACUUCACUGGACUCCACAAGCUUCACUUCCUGCGAGCGAGGUUCUGCCACUUAUCAGGACUCAAAUGAGUAAUGCUGUUUGUUGCUUUAGUAUUGAGAACUAGGGUUCGAGAAACUGUCCUAAAUCCUGUUUGUUGUUCUAAAUGUCUCUUUGUACACAAGCUGAACUUUAAAAGAAAAAGAAAAAAAAAACGGAAGCUCAUAUUCUGUCAGUUCAUCUAAAUUCGUGCCCAACUGUAAUGAGGUAACCUUACUGGCUGAAGAUAAGCAAGAGUCUAAUUAGUCUGAUGCCAGCACAUCCUAAGAGCUGAUAUUUAAGGAUAAAGGCUGGUGAUAUUCUAUGUAUUUUUUUUUUAAUCAGCAAAUUACAUAAAAAAAGAAUAGAUUCUUACAGUAAGAGAUAUUGAAACAAAAGUCUGAUAUGUCUUCUUCCUCUGUGCCAUGGAGCUCUACUGUUAUUUAAAAACCCAUGACACAUUCAUAACUUAGAAACCAGUGGACUGUUAGUUUUGGUCUUUUCAGAAGAUUUGUUGACAAUAAGAAAUGGACACUCACCUUCUCCCCAAACUUGGAUUUGAUUUUAAUUUUAAAAGCAGCUGGAAUCUGGAAGAGUUCUGACCGGUGUAGAACAAGCAAGUAGAGCAAACAGUUUAAUCAUUGGUUUUAUUUCUAUGAUCAUAUUUAAGCACAUACUAUCAGUUCAGCAGCUUCAAAAUCAGUAAUACAAGCAUUUCAGAAUAUAAAUGAUAAAAAGUA
Molecule: messenger RNA, 3313 nt
Organism: Monopterus albus (swamp eel)
Lineage: Eukaryota; Metazoa; Chordata; Actinopteri; Synbranchiformes; Synbranchidae
Gene: exoc6b
Product: exocyst complex component 6B
Exons: 22
Coding region: 1-2430 (809 amino acids)
Biological process (GO): exocytosis; Golgi to plasma membrane transport; intracellular protein transport
Cellular component (GO): membrane; exocyst
Source: RefSeq, a predicted model, not a curated record